CUCCUAUCACCUUCCAAUUUUAGCACCUACAGCAAUCCGACUUAGGCACCAGCUGACAAAUCGGCGUCGCAGCACAAGGUAAAAGGCUGUUCUUCGCAUGCUCGCUCCCCACCAACUUUAAUCAACUCAAAAACUUUACUCAUCAACAGCGCACUACCGCCAGGCUUCCGCAACUCUAAAACCACCCAAAACAAUCCGAAAUGUCUUCGACUAUAACAUAUCUAAUUACAGGCGCAAAUAGAGGAAUCGGCCUCGGACUUACGAGAACCCUUCUCCAGCGCCCAAACACAACAGUCGUAGCCACCAUCCGCUCCUCUACCACCUCCACCGCCGAUCUCCUCGCCCUCCCCUUCGCAGAGGGCAGCCGCCUUGUCAUAGUCCCUUUCACACUGUCUCUCUCCAUCCACAGCGACAUCGCCAAAACCCUCCUCGCCACCCUCGCAGCGUACUCCAUAACCCAAAUAGACGUCUUAGUCCUCAAUGCCGGCCUAGGCUCUUCCUUCCUGCCCACCCUCCAAACCCCGCUUCCCAGUGUGCUGACACACUUCGAAUCCAACACCCUCUUCCCAAUCCACGCCUUCCAAACCCUAUACCCCCUCCUCUCCAUCCCAUCCUCCAAGGCCAUCCUCAUCUCCUCAAGUCUAGGAAGUAUCUCCUACAUGGAAGGCGCUGCACCAACUCUAGCGUAUGGAGUUAGUAAAGCGGGAGCGAACUAUUUCGUCAGGAAGGUGCAUUUUGAACAUGCUGGCGUGAUUGCGGUGGCUGUGCAUCCGGGCUGGGUGAAAACGGCAAAUGGACAGAGCUUCGCGGACAGCAUUGGGGUUGCGGAGCCGCCGAUGACGCUUGAGCAAAGUGUUACGGGCGUUUUGGCACAGAUUGAUGGUGCAACCAAGGCGACUACUUCGGGAUAUUUUGUCUCUUUUGAUGGGAGUGUUAUUCAGUGGUAGGGACAUGGGACCCGGAAACACAACGAAGUCUCAGGAAUGAUUUCGCGUUUUCUGAUUUUCUGCAGCUAUUUGAUGUCCCUUCUUUCUUCAAAAUAACGCGACCCUCAAGUCUGAAGAAUUCUUGUUCGUAAAACUCACUGACUGAUACCCGAUAAACCACACUGAUACUUCUAUAACUGAAUAUCAAUAACGCGAAUUACUCCUUUGUCGGAAUCGGCUCUUCUGUUGGCGCAACAAUUCCCGCUGAAUGCGACUCGUCUUCAUGAGCCGUUACUUUCGGGCCAACGUAGUUACCACCUUUGACAAACCACCACAGCGCGGCAAAUAUCGACAUAGAGCCUGUGAUCAGGCAAGCAUAAUUCAUAUUCACAGCUGUGACUGGAAGCGAAUAUGGGAAACAGUAGAUGACCACGAAAACAAUGAUGUAAAGACAACUGAUGAUAUUGACGCCAUAUCCGAG
Molecule: messenger RNA, 1407 nt
Organism: Hyaloscypha bicolor E
Lineage: Eukaryota; Fungi; Ascomycota; Leotiomycetes; Helotiales; Hyaloscyphaceae
Product: NAD(P)-binding protein
Exons: 5
Coding region: 201-947 (248 amino acids)
Molecular function (GO): oxidoreductase activity
Source: RefSeq, a predicted model, not a curated record